AUCAAAAGUAUCGAUAAGGUAGAUAUUUAUUAACUUGAUAACUUUGCUUGUGAUCUACAUCGAUAAAACAGAUAAAGAACAGGGUCUAGGCUCUUUCAGUUUGCCUCAGCCACUCAACAAAAGUUGAAGCUUUCAAACAUUUAGACACGCGUGGUAUUGUGUAGAUAGUAAUUGUAUAAAUUGAAAUAAAUUGAAUUUUAACAUAAAAUUGACAGAAAUUUUAAAAUACAAUGCUUGAAAAGGCGAUAAAAGAAUGCUCUGUUUCAGAACAUGCACCAUUAGAUGUUAUACAAAAUGCUAUGGGUGUGAUGGGCCCAUGGCACAUUGUUAUUGCUGUGGCAUUGUCUCUUGUAAAAUUUCCGGUUGCUUGGCAUCAACUUUCCAUUGUAUUUCUUGCACCUCCAACUAAUUUUACAUGUGCUGCUCCAAUCUCAGCCACUAAUGUAUCUACAAUAAUGAAAUGUUAUAUAGAUGUAGGGAAUGGUACAAUGGAGAAGUGUACAAGUUUUAAAUAUGAUAGGCGCACAUUUAAAGAGAGUAUAAUAACUCAAUGGGACUUGGUCUGUGAUAGAGAACAAUUAGCAAAUUUUGUACAAUCUUGUAUAAUGUUUGGAGUUCUUAUUGGUAACUUAGUAUUCAGUAUAAUGGCCGAUCGAAUUGGUAGAAAAAAGCCUUUGAUGAUUGCCAUAGGAUUACAAUCGUUAACUGGAUUUAUAAGUGCAUUUGUUCCAUGGUUUGAAUUAUUUGUGAUAUUUAAAUUUAUUUCUGCUGUAGCUACAGGUGGUACUAUGCUUGUUAGUUUUGUUUUACUUAUGGAGAUUGUAGGAAUAGAAUGGCGUUCAAUUAUGUCAGUCCUUUUCCAUGUACCAUUCUUACUGGGUCACCUAAUGAAUCCUUUAAUUUCAUAUUUAACACAUACGUGGGAUGGUUUUCAAAUGGCAGUUUCCAUACCAUCCCUUUUCUUAUUAUCAUAUUAUUGGAUUAUACCUGAAUCACCAAGGUGGUUACUUGCUGUUGGCAAGCUAUCGAAAGCAGAACAAAUUCUAGUCAAAGCAGCUGGCAGAAAUAAAAUACCAAUAGAAAAUGUUAAAAUAGCAAUUGAGACAUAUGAAAGCAAUAUUGGACUUCGUCAUAAGCAAAGCAAAGAAAAAUAUAAUAUAACACACUUGUUUAGAACUCCCAAUUUAAGAUUAAAAACUAUUUGUGUAUGUUUUAAUUGGUUUGUGUGUGGUACUUGCUUUUUUGGAUUAGCACAGUAUAUGGGUUAUAUUGAUGGUAACAUUUUUGUAAAUGUUGCUGUAUCAGCUGCUGUUGAACUGCCUGGAACUAUAGUAGUUUUAUUUUUAAUAUCACGUGUAUCACGUUUAAGAAUUCUAAUAAGUGGAAAUCUUCUAUCUGCUGCAAGUUUGCUAUUACUAGCUGUGAUAUCAAAUUCAAAUUUCACAGUACUUUUGGCUACAUUAGGUCUUGCAGGAAUGUCACUUAGUUUUCCAACAAUAUAUCUGUAUAGCAGUGAGGUAUUUCCAACUGUAAUUAGAAAUGUUGGUGUUGGUUUAGGAAGUGUUUGUGCAAGGGUUGGGAGUAUGAUUGCUCCAUAUAUUGCAACAAUGGGAAAAGUUGCACCGUGGUUACCACCAUUAAUAUUUGGAACUGGACCAUUACUUGGUGCUUUAUUAUGUUUUCUACUACCAGAAACAAUGAACUGUGAAUUACCAGAAACUAUUGAAGAUGGUGAAAAUUUUGGGAACUUAUUACAAAUUUCGAUCGUUAUUACAGAAAACAGACUAAAAAAACUGCGACAAAAUAAUAUUUAUUUAAAAUUAACAAUAAGAGGGAAGCCCACGAUAAAAUAAUGAAACAGAUCCUGCCUCUUAAAACAAUAAAUUUACAAAUUUUAUAUUAAAAACUGUAACUGUAUAUAUAUACUUUUUUUUACUAUAAUAAAUAUAUAAUGCUUUAUAAUUAACAAUUUAAUUUAUUCUUUACAUUAUAUUAAAUUAUUUUAGUAAAUAUAUAAAUAUUUUAUCAAAAAUAAUUUUAACAAUUAUUAAUAUAGUAUUUAAUAUAAUGUGAAUGUCUGAAUAUAUCUUUUUAUACUAGCUUUAUAAUAUACACUUACUUUAUGAAAAAACAGAUUUUUCAUGUUAUCUAAUACUAUAUAUAAAAUUUAUGUAUAUAUAUGUAUAUUUACGUUAUUAAAUGAAAAAAAUAUGUAUACAUGUUUAUUAAAAAAGUGAUAAAAUUUUUUACUUAAAACUAUCUCAUUCAUAAAAUGUAAAUAAUAUUAGACAAAAAAUGUUAAAAUAAAUCAGCCUUUUUUACAUUUGUUGAUACAGACAGUCAUUAAGAUAAAGAGGUUCAUUUGAGUUGUUCUGUAGUAAUUAAAUUAUAGUAUAUAUGUAAUGCUAUAGUUAAGCUAUAAAAACAUUUAAUUAUUAUAAAUAUGGCAACAUAUUUUGUAGUCUUUUCUGU
Messenger RNA from Bombus huntii, 2472 nucleotides. RefSeq names its product organic cation transporter protein-like. Gene Ontology annotation, molecular function: transmembrane transporter activity. The record is from RefSeq and is a predicted model, not a curated record. Gene Ontology annotation, cellular component: membrane. Gene Ontology annotation, biological process: transmembrane transport. Bases 231 to 1853 code for a protein of 540 amino acids. The transcript has 9 exons. Lineage: Eukaryota; Metazoa; Arthropoda; Insecta; Hymenoptera; Apidae.